AAUAUCCUGCCUUGGUUGGGUUGGGUUGGGCGGGUUCUUGGGCGGCGCGGGGUUUCUUGGGGCAUGGCCGUGGCGGCGGUGCCGGACACGACGCUCGCCCGCCGAAUGCUGCGGGUCGUCAGGCUCAACCCGCUGCAGCGCAGCGCCAAGAAUCCCUGAGGUUAUUUCUCUUGAAGUGAUAUUCAGAUUGGAAGGUAGUAUUGAUUCACCUGAGCAAGUCAAGCUGUCCAGUUAGCUCAAAGCAUUAAAGAUUGGAAUUUCACACGCGCAUUGCAUUCACACUGUGAUUUCCCUUUGGUAUCCUGUGAUGUGAUGAUCAGUGCUGGUUGCCGUCCGGGUCAAGGGGAAUUUUAGCAUGAUUGCUACAUGCUCAUUGUUUUGACUGUAAUACUAAUGGGAGCUAAAGUGGAAGGUGAGAGUUACAAUCCUGGAUACUAUGCUACAGGGGAUCUGCACAUGGACUCAAAUGGUUGGCGCUCUCCAUACUAUGAGGAUAAUACAUCAAAUGGGCAGUUGUACAAUGGCUUCAUGACGAAGCAGGCAGACGGUUAUUCAGAAUACGACAACGAAACGCUAAAGCGCACAAUGCUUUCACAUGAAGCUAUGUUUAGACAGCAGGUUUAUGAACUGCACCGGGUUUACAAAAUACAGAGAGACCUGAUGAAGCAUUAUGAAAACAAAGACGCAUAUGCAUACCCAGAACUGGCAGACGCAUCACAGACAAAUUCGUCAUCACAAGUUCCACCAAAUGGCUCAAAGAUGAUAUGGCAGAUGCCUCUGGUGGCCAAAACAUACGGAGAGGCUACUGUUGCAGUGCACACUGAUACAAACCACUCCUUGAAGUUCCUUAGUGAUGGCAGUGUCCUGCCCUCUCCAAAUGGAUUCCCCUCAAAUGGUGUUGCUUUAAAUACCAAGCAAGGCAUUAUUGACCUUGAGCUUCCAGCUGAUCAUUAUAUAGAUGAUGACAACACAUCAGAUAAUAAGCCUAUAGAUUUCCUUGGUGUAGAUUCGGGUACAAAACCUCCGAAUGAUGCCAGGGUCACAUUCAGUGGUGCAGAAGGCCUGGGGAGGUUCAAUGAUAAUAGCUCAACCUCUGGUUUGCUGACUACCAAUAAACCGGGAGGCUGCCAUGUCGCUGACCUGAAUGAGCCAAUUACUGGGAUGCAUAUGGGUGGAACAAACGGGUCCGUAUCCAGAGCUCUCCUGUAUACCUUGGAGAACUCUUGUCGCCAAUCUGCAGUGAGAUCAAGCACAGCUAACUUUGGUUUCAAUAAAGAAUACUCCAAAGAGAAGCAUACUGACGAAGGAACAAGCUCAAAUUUCCUUGAUGCAAGUGCCAAACUAAGACAGGAGGAGAAAUCAUUGAUUGAUAAAGGAAAACAAGUCAGCAACCAAUCUUUUUUUACACCCAGAUACAGCAAUGUUGAUCUGCAAAAAUCCUUCAAAGUUGCUGAUGGGAGAUCUGCAACCAAUGAGUUUAUUUACCAUGGUCAAAACAGUUCAGUUGGAUGGUUUUCAAAAGGUCCUAUGGGAGCAUCUCCCAUCAAUAAUUUUGCUAGACUUGACCAUCCACAUCAUUCAAGUAUUGGUACACCUGUUGCUCCAAUCUCCAUUCCUCACAUAGACCAUCCUUCCGUCGCCUCUCCUAUAGGUUCUUGCACAGUGGACCCAAGGAGCAGUGUUAUCAACAAUGCUUUCCAGCGAGUUCCAAGUUUCAAUGGAUCUUCAACUGUUAAUUCAUACAAGAGUCCUAGUGCUGUGACCCAAAGCAUUGGACCUUCGAUUCAUAAGCUGAAAAGAUUUGAUAAUUUGGAUGGUAGUUACUUUGGCUUUCCACCUGAUCCAUUUUCCGCAUCACGAUCCAGACAACAGGUUGCAAUUUCGAGCGAGUUGGAGCAAAGGAACUGCCUGAUGUUUGAACAUUCAGCAGCACGGCAGUCUCAUGGGUAUCCUCAGUCCACAAACGGCAAGGGCACAAAGAACUUUAAUUUGAAUGAAGCACUGUCAGAUGGUCUGGAAGAGCUUGUAGAACAGGAUGGGAGAUCUGUUGGUAGUUUGCAGCAUAGUAAAGGUGAAGGAUCAGUAUUUGGGAUCUCUUGGCUAAAAAAUAAAGCUACUUGUGCUGACCCAACAGGGCUGGAAAAGCAAAGAAAGAUGCUUGGCCAUUCCAACGGGACUGCAGCAGACACGAAAAUCAACAAUAACUUGACGGGAAUAACACCGAUUGUUUGCAAUUUGUCAGAUUCUGCCUCAACGUCCCUAGGUUGCAGAAUUAAGAUAGAUGAUGCUUCUGAAGGCAUCACUGAUAGAACUUGGCUGGUAUGUAAUAAGACUGAGGAGAGUACCACGAGACAUUUACCACUUUCAAGCCAGAAACCCUUGGAUAGAGAUGGACAAGCUGCUGAAGGUGUUGUCAACAAAAGUGGUGCGGCCGUCGUCAGAAAUUUGUUUGAUCUGAAUGAUGAUGUACCACAUGAAGACAACUCAGAGUCAUCAGUAGUGUCACAUGAAUGUGAUGUGGCGGCCUUACAGAACAACCAUGCUAAGCGCACAUUUUUGUUUGACUUAGAAGAAGUGCCAGCUUGUGAAGAUGGUGCUGCCUGGACUUCUCAACAGGAAUGCACACCUUCUGGCAAACUUGGUGCAUCCAAGGAAGUUGAUUUGUGUUUUCCAUCCGCUACAGAUGCAGCGCAGAUUAUUCUUGCGUUGUCAACGGAUGUGCCGACCACCACAGGCACACCCGAUGAUAUGUUGCAGUGGUUUGCAGAGCUCGCGAUAUCAAACAUGGAUGACCAUGCCGAGCAAGCAAAAGUCCAGGGUUGCAUCGAUAAUUCCAGUGAUGAUGGUUCAGACUCAUUUGAAGCCUUGACACUGAAGCUGGAAGAGUGCAAGACCGAUGAGCGCUGGACCAGGACACCAGAACCACCACUGACAGAUGAUGACCAAGCUGUUUCAGCGGUGAACCUGCUGUCCAAGCCAAAAAGAGGACCGCAAAGGAAGCGGCGGCAGAAGCGAGACUUCCAGAAGGACAUCUUGCCCGGGCUUUCAUCGCUUUCCCGGCCUAAGAUCAUAGAGGACAUUCAGCUAAUUGAGGGGUUAGUACAGGCAUCUGGUGGAUCAUGGGAGUCGAGUUUAACCAGGCGAGCGCGUGGUGGGCGAACAAGAGGUAGAAAGCCCCGCAAAAACGAGCCAGCUACCGUAGAGAUAGAAGCCGAGGCCGAGGCGAGCCCGCCCUCAAAACCCGACUCCAUUGGCUUAGAAGCUGAUGAAAGGGGCAUGGUUAGCUGGGGGCGAACAACAAGGCGGUGUCGCAAGCCAAGAUGCCCGUUGGGCAAUAGCGUCGCCGCUUCGUCCUGAACGACCUCUGAUACUGGUCGGUUUCGGAUUCAGAUUCUCCAUCAGAGAUUGCGGUGGACUGGUAUAAAGGUAAAAAAAAAUAUCACAGCCAUGAGUGUGCAUACUCUGCUGGCCUGUUUGGCCGGCCUCCCCCCUGCAGAGAUUUCAUGCCUUUUCAGGUCGAAACAUGGUGUACAUUUUUUUCUAUAAUAAAUUCUUAAACUAGUCUAUAUAUGACAAUUUCUGUAACAGCGUUGUAUUAAGCUGGGUCCAGGGCCUGAGCUGAGAGGCCUGCUGUAAUUCUUGAGAUAGUGGCGAGGUACCUUGACUGGCCGGUACUCGGAAAUCAAAGAGGCUAAUCGGUGUAGUUCUAUAUAGUUUUAUCAUGUUUUGUUUUGUGUUUCUG
Molecule: messenger RNA, 3742 nt
Organism: Triticum dicoccoides
Lineage: Eukaryota; Viridiplantae; Streptophyta; Magnoliopsida; Poales; Poaceae
Exons: 5
Coding region: 367-3357 (996 amino acids)
Source: RefSeq, a predicted model, not a curated record